AUGGCCGAUACAGAGAAGAUACUCGCCGAACUGGCGUCGUUGCAGAAGACAGUGUCAUCUCUCCAAAAGUCGCUGUCGGAGACACAAGACAUCCAGGCGGUCCAAUGGCUGCUCAACCACUACACGGCACUGCACGACGACGCGUGUUUCGACCUCGAGAAGCGACAGGAAUGGGAGAACCUAUUCUGCGAAGACGGCGUGGCAGUUUAUCCCUACGGCCAACACGUCGGCCGCGCGGGCAAGGGGACAUGGGCGUUUGGUGGCGUGAGCUACUUUGAGCGGUGCCAGCUCCUGUCGUCCAACUUUGACAUUGAGUUCUCCCCGAACCGCCGCCGCGCGUACGUGCGCACCAACUGCAUCGCGCAGUGGAUGAAGAAGAGGGACGUCUACGACGACCACUUUGACGAGGGCGGCUUCUACAACUGGGUCCUCAGAAAGGACACCGACGGCCAGUGGAGGAUCGAGCGCGUGCAUCUGACCAUCACCUGGACGACGGGCGAGGAUCCCACGGGCGUAGGGCCCAAGACCAAGAGGCCCGCCAAGCUGUAG
Fonsecaea pedrosoi CBS 271.37 is the source of this 549-nucleotide messenger RNA. RefSeq lists its product as uncharacterized. The record is from RefSeq and is a predicted model, not a curated record. The coding region runs from base 1 to 549 and encodes 182 amino acids. NCBI's taxonomy places the organism in Eukaryota, Fungi, Ascomycota, Eurotiomycetes, Chaetothyriales, Herpotrichiellaceae. The transcript has a single exon.